UCAGAUUGUAUGAACAGUACUUGCAACAGAAGCACGCUGGAUCACUUCAAGGCUCCCAAGUUCAGACACUGGGAAAGAAGGGUCGGUGUUGGUAGUCCGUCGGCCAGUCACAGCGACAUGAUUGUCAGUGUACGCCAUGGCCGCAUGUACUUUCCCCAUUAGGCCAGCAACCCCACAACUGUGCAUCACGUUCCCACACGCCUAUCUUUCCACAAGACUAGCCACUACCAGGGAUAUAUGAUAAGCUAGCAAUAGAGUUGGAAGUUUAGAUGGAGCACAUAAGAAGAGGGACUGCGGGGCCCCGUGGAGAGAAUUCAAAUUCAUAUCCACGCCCAUAACAAGCAUGGCUGAACAAUCGACAUAUCCACAAACAGGAGAGAACAAAGUUAACCGCUACAAACACCAAGCUACUUACGACGUCGACACUAUCCACGGCAUAGUAAACACCACGCCCGUCCUCCACGUCUCCUUCGUCCCAGACCCCAGCAUCCCAGCACCAAUCGUGCUCCCCAUGAUCGGCCAGAUAGGCCUCUACCCCAACGACUCAACAUGGAACUGCUAUCUACACGGCUACGUCUCCUCGCGCCUGAUGAACCUCGCCUCGGCCGCCAUCUCACGCGGCGAACCCGGCCUGCCCCUCUGCGUUGCCGCAACAAAAGUCGACGGCUUCGUCCUCUCGCUCACGCCCAAUAGCCACAACUACAACUACCGCAGCGCCGUGAUGCAUGGCUUCGCGUCGAUUGUCGAAGACGUCGACGAGAAGAUCUGGGCCAUGCGGCUGAUUACGAAUUCUGUCGUGCCGGAGCGCUAUGAGAAUACGCGGGUUCCGCCUGACGGGGCGGAAAUGCAGAGUACGCGGAUUUUGAAGAUGCGUAUUACUGGGGCGAGCGGGAAGGUGAGAGAGGGGGUGCCGGAGGAUGAGAGGAAGGAUCUAAAGAGGGAUGAUGUGCUAGAUUCUGUGUGGACUGGCGUUAUUCCGGUGUAUGAGAAGCUAGGCGAGCCUGUACCCGGGCCCUACAAUAGAGUGAAGAAGGUGCCAGAUCAUGUGGUUAGGUUCGUGAAGGAAGAAAACGCAAUAAGGGAAACGUAUGCUAGCGACGCGGCGAGGAAACCGGCGCCGCUUAAACGAGUGAAGAGGACUGAGGAGUAG
Molecule: messenger RNA, 1150 nt
Organism: Cucurbitaria berberidis CBS 394.84
Lineage: Eukaryota; Fungi; Ascomycota; Dothideomycetes; Pleosporales; Cucurbitariaceae
Product: flavin-nucleotide-binding protein
Exons: 2
Coding region: 344-1150 (268 amino acids)
Source: RefSeq, a predicted model, not a curated record